AGUUGUCAACCGACAGCGCUGAGAGAAAGACGCGGUCACUCCGACCGUUGUGUUCUCAAAACUUUACGCGACUACCACUGCAGCGACUUGCUUCAACAUUGGAUUGUAUUUCGUACUGAAAGUGUCUAGUUACGUGCAGUGUUUUGUUAUAGUGAUGACUGUUGACUGGAAACUGCUUUCAUGUCUCCUGGACAAACGUUAAUGUCAGAGGAGAUGGAAGCUAAGGACCGGCUGGUUGAGGAGAUUGUGCUCCUAGUGCUGUAUCUGGUGUCGGCGGCUGCCAACUCGCUGGCGCUGCUGGUGUUCUGCCGAAGACCUGGGCUCAGAACAGUAUCCAAUCGGUUCGUCAUAAACUUGCUGGCGACGAAUUUGCUAACGACGUCGAUGUUGGCGCCUGCGCUGUUCGGCGAACAUUCCACGCUGAUCAGAUCGGAGCAGAUGGCUUGGCUCGAGGCGGGCGACGCCGCCGCCGCGGCCUGCAGCCUCGCCGCUCUCCUCUCCGUCACGCUGAUCGCGCUGGACCAACACCACGCAGUCACGGAUCCGCUGCGUUGCCACACUCGCCUCCUGCAACGCCGGCCCGUCGUCCUCUGCGCCUCCACUUGGCUCAUCGCCGCUUCGGCUGCAGCCAUUCGCGCCACCAUCGCCGUGGUUCGCCACUUCUACCCCGACGAGCCAGUCGUGCAGGGCGUCGAGCUAGUCUAUUCCAUCGUGUACUUAAUUCUUGGCAUCCUCGCUCCCGCUACCGUCGUCUGCGUUAUGUACGCGAGAAUCUACCGAGCGGCGCGCUCCUCCGGUCUCCGAGCGCGAGCCCACGGGGCCAGCGCGCUGCAGCUCCACGAACCUCAAACCAACUUACCAGAUCUCAUUGAAGAAGGCGAAGGCCUAACGCUUAAGAUUGAUAUACCCGAAAGCGGUCCCGCAGAGGAGACCGACCGGAAAUUCGGCCCGUUCCUGCUUCCUCCAGAUCAGCCACGUCGGUGCCCUUCUGUCGCAAGUUUGAGAAAUGCGCGAAAAGAUGGGAAAUCGAAUGAGGAUUUGAGGAAAGGCUUGCCGGCGGUGAGUUCUGCUCCUUCCCUAGCGGCGCCUCUGCUGGCCGUACAGCCGCGGACGCCAGUUCCUUCCGCAAACGGCUCGAGGAUUACAUCGAUCCGGUGCAGAAUUUCAAACGCAUCGCUGUUUCGGUACCGCGAGGAGUCCCGCGCGGCCCGUGUCGGGAUCCUCACCGGCGCGCUAGUGAUGCUACAUAUCCCCCACGCCGUCACCGCCGCGGUGUCGGCGGCGGCGCCGGGACUGGGCGAGUACGCCCGCACGCCGGCCCUGGCGCUGCUGCUGCUGGCGUCGGCGGCAUCCCCGUUCCUGUUUGCGCUGCGGUCGCGGCGCGUGCAGCGCGAGGCGCGUCGCUUGCUGUUGCCUGAGAAAAGCGCGUGGGAGCGCGCCUCAGGCGCGGCGUCGGCGGCCGUGGCCGACGGGCAGCGCGCGCGCGCUGCCCUGGAGCUGCUGAGGACGCUGUCGCCCGGGAACGCUAGAGAAGCGCCGCCGGCGGGAAACGGUGGAGAGGCGGGUGCGUGCCGAGGCUCCUUCAGCUCGGGCGGCAGCACCCAGCUGUCGUCCGCGUCCGACGAGUGACCGCCGCCCCCGCCGCCCCCGCCGCCCCGGCCCGCGCGGGCCGCCCGCGUGCACUUCGCGCGACCCACCGCUCUACUCAUCUGUGAUACUAAGCUAAGCCACGCGCUCGGCGCGACUGUCAGACUGAUAUAGUUUAAGUUAAUUUAUUAAUGUGUCAAUGUACCUUGCCGCUAAGCGGACAACUUUUAUUACCUGAUAUAAGUAAGUGUAUGGAAAUAUUAAAAUUCGUAUCGAAAUUUA
Messenger RNA from Leguminivora glycinivorella, 1869 nucleotides. RefSeq names its product 5-hydroxytryptamine receptor 1A-alpha. Gene Ontology annotation, biological process: G protein-coupled receptor signaling pathway. The coding region runs from base 181 to 1629 and encodes 482 amino acids. Gene Ontology annotation, molecular function: G protein-coupled receptor activity. Gene Ontology annotation, cellular component: membrane. Lineage: Eukaryota; Metazoa; Arthropoda; Insecta; Lepidoptera; Tortricidae. The record is from RefSeq and is a predicted model, not a curated record. The transcript is spliced from 2 exons.